Molecule: messenger RNA, 969 nt
Organism: Trichomonas vaginalis G3
Lineage: Eukaryota; Parabasalia; Trichomonadida; Trichomonadidae
Product: HCP-like family
Exons: 1
Coding region: 1-969 (322 amino acids)
Molecular function (GO): protein binding
Source: RefSeq, a predicted model, not a curated record
AUGAUUGAUUUAGAGAGAGCAGUGGGAGGAGCUAAAGGUAUUACAGAGCUCUAUGAAUUUUCACAAACAAAUCAAGUUGCUAUUAUACAAUUCACGGUCGAAAAUAAUGUUAAACCACAAAUUUUGAUAAAUCAACAAGAAAGUUCGAUAUAUGUUAUUUCCGGUGAAAAUGAUGUUAUUAUUUCGGGACUUACAUACGGAAAAUUCUACAAAUUUGAAACGACUGUCGAAAAUAAUAAAUACAUAAUCAAAUUAACGAAAGAAAAUACAGCUAGAUGGCCAAUUUUGAUAAAAGAACCAUCUAUGAGAGGUAUUGAUAAUAAAUCUCUCUACUUAAUCGGUGUUUACAAUGAUGGUUGUGCAAAAUACGAAGAAGCUUACAAAUACUACUACUUAAGUGCAACAAAAGGCUUCGUAACAGCUAUUACAACAGUUGCUGACAUACUUUUAUCAGAUUACAAUAACUACGACGUUAAAAAAGAUGUAGAUGCAGCAUUAAAAUUACUUAGAACAAUUAAACCAGCAGAUCGAACCACAGAAGUUACUCAAACACUUACUACGGCAUAUGUAAACCAAAAUAAGAAGGAGGAAGCUGUUAAAGUGAUGAAAGAACACUUAUCUGCAAAAGAAGACUUAAUUGUCAGGUUUGACCUGGCCAAACUACUUUCUCCUAUCGCCGGCGGAAUUGGUCCAGCAAUAGAAGCUGUCGAAUCCCUUGAAAUCCUUGUAAAAGCAGGAAAUCCGGAAGCAAUGCAGUUAUUAGCCCAACAUCUCUACAAAGGAAUAGGAACUGUCGAGUGCCACCAAAGAGCAUUGGAAUUGGAUGCACAAGCAUGCGAAAUUAACCCAAAUCUUAAAAGGAUUUACGGAAAUAACGGAAUUUAUCAAAAUAUCGCAAUUGCAUCAGCAACUACCUUCGCAUUUGCUGGGGCUAUAUAUUAUAUCUGGAAUAUGAGAAAUAGACAUUAA